Molecule: messenger RNA, 594 nt
Organism: Aureobasidium uvarum
Lineage: Eukaryota; Fungi; Ascomycota; Dothideomycetes; Dothideales; Saccotheciaceae
Source: the annotation of a GenBank genome assembly
AUGGAGACCAUCUACGACGGAAUUCAGCGCCCGCUCAAGGGUAUCUCGGACGUCUCCAACAGCAUCUACAUUCCCCGUGGUAUCGAUGUGCCCGCUCUGGACCGCCAAAGAAAGUGGGACUUCAAGCCUGCUGGCUACAAGGUUGGCGACCACAUCACCGGUGGUGACGUUUUCGGUUCCGUCUGGGAAAACUCGCUGCUCAGCGACCACAAGAUUCUUCUUCCUCCCAGAGCUCGCGGUACCAUCACCCGUAUCGCCGAGGCUGGAAGCUACACCGUCGACGAGAAGAUCCUCGAGGUCGAGUUUGAGGGCAAGAAGUUCGAGUACAGCAUGAUGCAGGAGUGGCCCGUCCGUGUCCCUCGCCCCGUGAACGACAAGCUCGGUUCCGACUCGCCAUUCAUCGUCGGCCAGCGUGUCCUCGACGCCCUCUUCCCCAGUGUCCAGGGUGGCACUGUCUGUAUUCCUGGUGCUUUCGGUUGCGGCAAGACUGUCAUUUCGCAGUCUGUUUCCAAGUUCUCCAACUCUGACAUUAUCGUCUACGUCGGAUGUGUACGUCCAGCCUUGUACCACCCAAACUCACAGAGCCCAUGCUAA